Molecule: messenger RNA, 1393 nt
Organism: Eutrema salsugineum
Lineage: Eukaryota; Viridiplantae; Streptophyta; Magnoliopsida; Brassicales; Brassicaceae
Exons: 5
Coding region: 398-1126 (242 amino acids)
Source: RefSeq, a predicted model, not a curated record
CGGGAAAUGGAGAGAGGUUGAGAAGGAAACGGGAAAGAGACGGGAGGGAGAAGGUGAAGGCAAGAGGACAUGACAUCAAGUUUUUAUUAUCUGGAAAAUGUCGUUAUAGCGUCUCUCUAUCUCUGUGCCUGUGCUACUCUGAGACUGUGAGUCCAGAAGAAUUUCUAUUGGGCCAUAACUAGGGCCAUUAAUGGGCUUAACAUAAGGGCUCGCCGAUUAUUGCUCCGCUCUAUUCAAUGCACGCUGGUAUAUAACAGAGUGAGAAUGUGCGAGUGAGAGAGUAGAGAGAAAUAGAGAGAGAGAGAGAGGGAGGAAUUCAAAACUCAAGAGGAAAUCAUAUCAUCCCGCCAUUAGCAGAAACUCAGAGAAACCUUGAUUCGGAAGUAAAAAUUAGAAGAUGACGAAGUUUCCUUCUACGAUAGAGAGAACCGUUGCUUCUUCUCUUCUCCUCCUGUCCUAUGAACCGAUGUUCUUCUCGCCUACAAGGUCGGGAUCUGUAGAGGAAUCGAGCUAUGUGAGGAAGUGGUGUGACGAAGGAAGCUCGAACCUGAGCUUGAUGUUGGGGUCUACAGGAUCGAGAUCGUGCGUCUCCGCUCUGUCCAGCGACGGUUCGUUUGGGAAUGGUAACGAUCGCGGAUUCAAAAUUGAUUAUACUGGAAAUCAAUUUCAUCUCUUGGAUUUCAAGACAGCAAGAAAACGCCGUUCUCAGGUUAUAUGGGGAUCUUUCAAUAUUAAGCCAACACAGUUGAUGAUGGAUUCUGUGUGUGAUCUCUCCACAUGCUCCGUUGAUUCCAUCGAUGAGUCGUCAUGCUUGUCAACGGGCUCAAGUGAAGUUUCCAGCAUUGAGAGCAGACUCAAACUCAGAAAUCAGAAAAUUUACGAUAAGAUAAGAGUGGUAGAGAAGGAGAAGAAGAAAGAAAGUAGCAGGUCGAUAUCUAUACGCCGUAGAGCAAAAGAGAUCUUGGAGUUACUUUCCUCAGCCUCUUCUUCUGAAGUUCAGAUCCGUCAGAUUCUUGGCGACACCCCCGACACCAGCAAAGCUCUCAGGAUGUUGUUGAAGAUGGAGGAAGUGAAGAGGGUUGGCACAGGAGGAAGACUUAAUCCCUAUAUUUACAAGAUUGCAUGAAAAUUUAAGACAUUGCUGGGAGCAGGUAUGAGGUAUAUCCCUUUGCAACUUUAUGGUUAAACACAAUAUAUGUUGUCCUGAUAUGGACUAGGGAAAUGAAAACUAUAUAUAUAUAUAUAUGGUCUACAACGCUAGAAUUAUAAGAAGUGGUUCUGUUACAUUACAUACACAUAAAAAACUAUAAAAUUUAGAGCCAAGAGAGUUAAGACAUCAUGUUUGUUUUUGUGUGAAUCUCGGACUUGGUUUCCCUUGUGAGCUGAAAAUGGG